AUGGGAAAGCCUUUAUCAAAGCAAGUGACAAAGAAGAUCCCUAGGAGGACACCAAAGACGGUAAAGAGCACGAAGGCAUCUAAAAAGGCCGAGAAAUCCGAUGGUUCAAAUGGUUGGCUGAAAUAUUGGCUGUUCUAUGGUGGAACUGGAGCUUUCUCCGGAAGCUACCAUGGAGAAUCUGAUAAGGAUGAUCAGGAAAACAAGGAAAAAAAUAGUGGCAAUAAAAAUACUAGAAUAGUAGACAUAGGUUAUGACAAAGGAGACGGAGGAGGAGGCUGGGGAGGAGGCUGGGGAGGAGGCUGGGGAGGAGGCUGGGGAGGAGGCUGGGGAGGAGGCUGUGGUGACUCAGGAGGUUGCGGAGGCUAG
Messenger RNA from Moneuplotes crassus, 366 nucleotides. The record is from the annotation of a GenBank genome assembly. Lineage: Eukaryota; Ciliophora; Spirotrichea; Euplotida; Euplotidae.